Messenger RNA from Mauremys mutica (yellowpond turtle), 4797 nucleotides. It is a transcript of the gene PPM1F, whose product is annotated as protein phosphatase, Mg2+/Mn2+ dependent 1F. Gene Ontology annotation, cellular component: cytosol. The record is from RefSeq and is a predicted model, not a curated record. Gene Ontology annotation, biological process: negative regulation of protein kinase activity; protein dephosphorylation. The transcript is spliced from 7 exons. Gene Ontology annotation, molecular function: protein serine/threonine phosphatase activity; cation binding. NCBI's taxonomy places the organism in Eukaryota, Metazoa, Chordata, Testudines, Geoemydidae. Bases 41 to 1372 code for a protein of 443 amino acids.
AACGUGGCUGCCGCGCCCGCCGGCCCGUACCAACGCGGCCAUGGCCUGGCCCGCCGAGGCGGCCCGGGGUGUCCUGGGCUCCCUCCUGCGGGACUUCCCGUCCCCGCUGGGCCCGGAGGAUCCCCUGCCCUGGAGCGCGCAGGGCAGCGCCGCCCUCAGCAGGGCCGAGGCGCCGGGCGAGCUGGCGGAGCUGGCCAGGCGCUUCCUGGGCGGCAGGGAUGCACCGCCUCUUCUUGCAGCAUCUUUGAUCCACGCUGCAAUUGACGAGGUGCUACAGACUGAUCUUUCUGUUUUUAAGAAGCAGAGUGUGGAAGAGGAGGAAGAGGGAGACCAGGGGAAGUUCACCUUGCUGGAUGGAGGCUCUUUGCAGCGCUGUUUCUUUAAUAAGCUGCGAGACAUCUGCUGUGAAUGGCAGAAGCAACUGCCAUCCCUGAAGUCACUGAAGCGCUUCCUGCUUAUUUCCAGCCAUGCCAUCCGCAACGUCCGCCGGAAAAUGGAGGACAGACAUGUUUCUCUCCCAGAAUUCAAUCAGCUCUUCGGCUUGUCGGAUGAUGUUGAUCGAGCAUACUUUGCUGUAUUUGAUGGCCAUGGUGGAGUGGAUGCUGCCAAUUAUGCAGCAACUCAUUUGCACAUAAAUGUUGCAUUACACAAGGAGAUUCUUAAGAACCCAACUGAGGCCUUGAAAGGCUCUUUCCAGCAAACGGAUGAAAUGUUCCUUUUCAAAGCUGAAAGAGAGAAGCUGCGGAGUGGUACAACAGGUGUAUCUGCCUUAAUUGUAGGGAACAGGUUACACAUAGCCUGGGUUGGAGACUCCCAGGUAAUGUUGGUGCAGCAGGGAAAAGCUGUGACCCUGAUGGAACCUCACAAACCUGAAAGAGAAGAUGAGAGAAUGCGUAUAGAAGCCCUAGGUGGCUGUGUGACCUACAUGGACUGCUGGCGGGUCAAUGGAACCCUUGCUGUUUCCAGGGCUAUUGGUGAUAUAUAUCAGAAGCCCUAUAUCUCUGGAAAUGCAGAUGGUAAUUCAUUUGAGCUGACAGGUUCUGAAGAUUACUUGCUCCUGGCCUGCGAUGGAUUCUUUGAUGCCAUCAGACCAUAUGACGUGGUGGAUCUGGUCCUAGAUCACUUAAAGCAAAACAAAGGAGAUGGUCUCAAGGCAGCAGAGAGACUGGUGGCUGCAGCAAAGGAAAAUGGAUCCAGUGACAACAUCACUGUCUUGGUGGUCUUCUUAAGGGACCCCCGAGACAUCUUGGCAGACUGCUUGAGAGACCCUAAAAGCCUGAGAGCUGAUGAAGGUGCAGAGGAUUCACCCUUUAACUUUUUCAGCUCUGAGAUGAACAAUCAGAGCGACAGCCACAUAACGACAAAAUCUUAACUCUCAUAUGUUACACAAAAGAAAUUUUCUUUCCAUUGAAGAAGCAUCUAGUAGGAUGGGUAAAAUGUCAGGUAUAAGGUGACCAAAAUUCCACGAAGGAAAAUGUUAGAGCUCAUCUUACUAUAUUCAUUGUCCCCUCUUCCCCUGAAACAGCUGAGCAGGCUGGAAGACUUGUGCAGCUACUUCUUCCCUGGAUAUAGUUUUAAAGUGUUUGCCAGGUUGCCAGUUCAUGUCCCUCUGUCCUGGAGGUGGUAAGGAAUGUAUAAGCUAAUGGAGGAGAAUACUUAUUUGUAUUAUGCUUAUUUGGGUUCCGCUUUAAUUUUAAAAUAGUGCUUAAAAAAGGAAGCUAAUAUGCAGAUAGUUAAUUGUAAUGUUAUCUAUUUAGGGUGAGAGUGUGUGUGUGGGGGAAAGCCAUCAUCAAAGAAAAGCUUGUUACUGCACACUAUCUCUAUAAACAGGUUCAGUAUUCUAGAGGAUCAGGUGUCCAGGAGUGGGAUCUUGUGCUCUUCGUUAUAUACCCUCAGAGACCUCUCAACUUCAUCAUUUCGUACCAAAGACAAAAUUGUGAAAGAGGGUGAUGUAAUAUAAACCUCAUCCUUUUAAAGAGCCAUUUGACUUUUUGUAUUUAUGGGGAAAAUAGCAUGGAACACUUAAGGAGGGAAACUAGGAAUAUCCCAAACAGAAGCAGCAAUUUGUACUUAAUUACUUUCUGGCAUGGUCUGGUAAUUAUUUUAAUUGCCUGAUAUGGAAAGACUAACUUUAGAGUAAGGGUGAGUUAUUUCUGUGACACAAACACACUUUAUUAGCUCUUUGGUAACCUGAAAAGAGAGGACACUUGCUGACUGUGUUUGAAAGGGUCCAUGGAAAUUGUGUAUAUAUGCUCUGCCAAUUCAAUAGGCCCUGUACUUGCCACAUCCUUUUUUUAUGGUUUGCUAUAAACAAAGUGAAGUAUUUUAUUUUUCUCUUUUCAUAAAGUUUUUUGAGUAUUUACUGAAUGUUAUGGUUGUGGGAACUUUUUUUGCAGUUACUGUAUUUUGUUGUGGUUUUUUUAUUUAAAUAAUUAAGAUUUUUAAAAUGUACACUUUUGUUUGGCUUUAAAAACUGGCCACCUUCAAGUGCCUUAAAUGUUUCAGAAAAGGAUGGGAAAGGUUAGUUUUCUAUCAAAUUCAGGUGACCAUGUUCUAGUUAUGUUUUUAAAAUUUGAUUUAUUUAAUUAAUAUACAUAUUUUAAUGCACUUACAGCUCUUUCAUUUUUUUGUGAGUGACUGAGCGGGAACUGUGUUCCAAGAACAUUUUGUUUUUCGGUGUUGCCAAACUUUGUGUUGAUUGUGAGGCUCCUGAUAUUUGGUGUUUUCUUAAAGGUCCCAGGUAGCUGGCCUCAGGUUAUUUACCUGAGAAUCUUCGAUUUCAUUUUAAAAAAAAUUUCUAACCCUCAGUUUUGUAGAUGAAAACAAACCCUAUGUGCUCCAAUACCAUUGUGUACAUGUUCAAUAAAAAGAACCCCAAGUGUUUGUUUAAAACAAAAAAAAAAUGUUGGGCUUGCCUCAUGAUUGCUGGAUGUUUGGCAAUACUGCAUUUAUGAUAUAUAUUUAAUACAGUAACUUUCUGAGGAGGUGAGAAGUUGAGAUUAUAUUAGAGAACCAUGUGACUGGUAUAUAACAUGCCUGGGUGCAAGCACGCAGAAAGUGUGCAUAUAUCAUUGCAUUGCUUAGCAGGUAGUAGACCCAUGGCAGUCACGAUCAGUGCUGCUGGAGCCUCUAGUCUGAUUCUGUCACUGUUCCCAUCACCAGGACACUUUCUGUAGGAGCAGGAUCUGAGAGCUGUAUUGCAAAUUUAUUGUAUAACUUUUGUAUCUGAACAGGAAAAGCAACCCAUCAGGUGAUGGGUUGUAACAUCACUUUUGACUUUGGCACACUGUUGUCAUACAGCAAUCCUGUUGGUUAAAAUGCCCUGAAUAUUUUAAAUCAGAAAUGUUUUAAGGGGAGUAAACUUCUAUGGAAAAUUGAGAUUUGUCUUAGCUUGAUCAGAUAGCAGCCUUAAAAUAAUGAGGUGGGGCGAGGAGGCAGAGCAGCACUGAUUGUGCUCAUGCUAGGAUAAGCUGUCAGCUAACAUAAGAUAAUUCAGUUAUCCAAGUGAUUUCUUUGUCAGGUUACCCCCAAAAAAUUGUACAAUUCAACAUGGUAGCUCCAUGAGUAGGGGGUGGGGGAAUAUUCCACCACCUAGUAACUCUGACAAUGGCUCUGUUACUAUAUUUUGGAAAGGCAGUAACCUCUCCAUAGUUAAGGUUGUAACCAUUUUUCUGUUAUAAAGAGAAAUUUUGCUACCCUUCUAAAAUGCUUGGGAGAAGCUUUCUCUUACUGCAAGUGAGCUAGGUAUGUUGGUAGGUCAGAGGGAAUUUUUUGUGCCAAAUCUGGCUGUUCAGUUUUGGAGACUUCCCUGAUUAUAUGAAUAAUUCAGUGAAUCUUUGUCAUAUCCUACCUCUAGAAUGAUGCAACCUAGAAACUUUGGCUUAGAUUUGUUUGCAGGGGUUUUGGUGACCACUAGUGCAUUUUGGCAUCUUGAAGAGACCAGUCCCCAUAUUCAGAAAUAGAACAUUCUGUGUGUGUCUUAUGGACCUGUCAGUUUCACUGUUACUUUUGUCAAAACCAGGAUAGCUUAUAGAGGUGGUGUAAGAUUUGGAAGAUUCAUAAAGUUGCUAUUUUGUUUCAGAACUCGGACAGCAUUUCAAAGAUAUGGAGGGAAGCAGGCAGACUUUAAAAGCCAAGCCCUUUGUCCUGCCUUUCUGUUAUAAUCUUCUGCACGGUAACUGCCAAAAUUAAAUAAAUCCACCUGAAACUUCUGACAGAGGCUCCUUGCCAGGAGAGGAUAUCUUAGCCAACUAUCAAGUGACUAAGACAUGAUAUUUUUCAAAUAUGAGAGCUAAAAUGAGACUUCACCUUAAAGCAGAAACUAACGAAUGGUUUAGACUAGAAGAAUCCAUAGUUAGUGGGAAAUAUGGAUACUUUGAUUUGUAGUUAUUUGCUAUGGAUAUUUUUUUUAAUCUUCAUGGACUAAUGGAGAAUUGCUGGGUGAAAUCCUGACUCUACUGAAACCAAUGACAAAACUCUGAUUGAUUUCAGUGGGGCUAGAAUGUUCUAUUGAAUGACCCUCUAUUCUUCACAGAGGAUCAUACAGGCUUUCAAAGGUCAGCAGCUCCUACAGAUCUAAGCAGAACCAGUCAGGUUAAAAAGUCAGCAGAUGUUAUGUACGUAGACAAGUAUAUUAUGACUAUCACUGUUGUCAUCAAAGUGCAACCUGCUGUACACAGUACUUGCAAAUGCGAAUGGCUAGCCAACUACAAAAGCAGUUUCUCCUCCCUUGGUGUUCACACCUCAACUGCUAGAAGAGGGCCUCAUCCUCCCUAAUUGAACUAACCUAGUUAUCUC